Messenger RNA from Rhizophagus irregularis DAOM 181602=DAOM 197198, 1228 nucleotides. RefSeq lists its product as uncharacterized. The record is from RefSeq and is a predicted model, not a curated record. NCBI's taxonomy places the organism in Eukaryota, Fungi, Glomeromycota, Glomeromycetes, Glomerales, Glomeraceae.
AUGGCGAGAAGGAUAAUUUAAAAUACGAUAAUGAGAAGGAUUAUAAUGUGAAUUAUUAUCAUAAAGAUGAUAAUGCUCAAGAAAAUGAGAACAUUAACGAAAACGUUGAGGUUAACAUUAACAUUGAUAUUGACGUACCUAUAAUACAUCAACCUAUAAUACAUCAACCUAUAAUAAAUCAACCUAUAAUAAAUCAACCUAUAAUACAUCAAAUUCAUUCAAAACAAGAAUCAACUCAAUCAUCUCAAGAAGAAGAAGAAUCAUCGAUUCAAUCAUUUGAAGAAAAUUUACAAAUAUCAUCCACUUCAUCUAAUUCUACUUCAAGUUCACCUUAUUCAGCUGAAUUAGUACAAACUCCUACUAAUGGCUCAUUUAGUAGUAGUAAUAAUGAAAAUGAACCUUUAUCAUCACCUAUAAGACCAUUAAAAGCUAUGACAAGAUCAAAUAAUAAUAAUAAUGAUAAUAAAGGAAUUUCAAGUGUUUAUGAAGUAUUACAAGAAAUUAAACCGGAACAUCCACUUCGUAUUAAUACUCAAUUUGAAUUUACUACAAAUAAUUCAAGACCUACAUCAUCACAAUCAUUAUUAUAUAAUUCAAUAAGUCAUAAUCCAUUAUCUCAUCAUCAUCGUAAUUCGGUACUUUAUGCUGAUAAUACUUCUCCUACAUCCACUCGUAAUAAUAAUAAUUCACGUCGUAAUUCUCGUAAUUCUGCUAAUUAUACUCCUCCAAGACGUUAUUCAAAUAUUCAAAGACCAUCAUUAACAAAAUCUUUUUAUGAAAAUAAAAAUGAUAUUAAUAAUUAUUUUAAUAUAAUUCAAGAAAAGCAAGAAAAGAAAAUUAAUAUUAAUAAUAAUAAUGUUGAAAUUAAAAAAAAUAUUUAUAAUAAUAAUAUUAAUAAUAAUAAAAAGUUUGAUGAUAAGAAUUAUUAUGAUGAUGAUGAUGAUGAUGAUGAUGAUGAAAAUAAAAUGUAUAUAAAAUAUUUUUUUUGGUUUGGUUUCUUAUUUAUACCUAUUUGGUGGUUUGGUAGUUUUUAUAAACCUAAUGGUACUGAAGAUUAUAAAUGGAGAAAACGUUGUAGAAUGGCUAGUAUAUGGGUUGUUGUUGCUUCGGCUAUUAUACUUAUUAUUUUUCUUAUAAUUGAACAAAGACACAAAGCUGGUAUGUAAAAAGCUGAUAUAAUACGUAAAGGGUCUUAAAGGCUGAUACGUUUAAAGGCUUGAUACGUAAG